Drosophila serrata is the source of this 409-nucleotide messenger RNA. RefSeq lists its product as uncharacterized. Lineage: Eukaryota; Metazoa; Arthropoda; Insecta; Diptera; Drosophilidae. The record is from RefSeq and is a predicted model, not a curated record.
AUGCGGACGAGGAUGACGAUGAGGACUCUGAAGUGGACUGCUAUGGACCCGGAGAACUGCGCAAUGUCUAGUCCACCCAUGAGUUGGAUAGAAAUGGCAUCGAGCCGGAGAACGUACACAAGCCCGAAUGCAGCUGCCUCCAUAGCCAAUGGAGCCAGCAAUGGCAGCAUUAAUGGAAUGCGUCCGGCCAUGUCGAUGGACCAGCUCUGUGAUCUGACGCCCAAGGAGGCGUCCUUAUCGCGAGGCCUCAUUGCCCUGUGGGAAAGUCUGAUCAAGAAGAAUGCCGAGAACGGGACGGUUAUUGAGGCGGUCAUCAAGGAGGACGAACGGAAAUGAUAGCAGAAGCUCUUUAUCAACGAAUUAAUUUAAACCAUUAAAAAACGUGAAAUAAACAUACAUAUUUAAUAUA